Messenger RNA from Phaeodactylum tricornutum CCAP 1055/1, 528 nucleotides. RefSeq lists its product with no specific name. Bases 1 to 528 code for a protein of 175 amino acids. The transcript has a single exon. NCBI's taxonomy places the organism in Eukaryota, Bacillariophyta, Bacillariophyceae, Surirellales, Neidiaceae. The record is from RefSeq and is a predicted model, not a curated record.
AUGCGUCGGGGGGUUUCAACUCAGUCAGCUCUGCGCCUGCUCGGAUUGUCACAGCACGAAAUCGCUCGUUUGACUAUAGCAGACCUUAGACGGGCCUACUUUGUCGCGGCGAAAAAGUGCCAUCCUGAUACGAAAGCCAGCGCGGACGACAACGAUAACGACUCGGACAGUAACAUACACGACGAAUUUCUGCAGCUUACGACUGCCUACGAAGUCUUGCACGCUCACGUCACGAACAAUCCUCUCGACGAAUCCUUGGCUAUUACCGAAGACGAAGAAAUUGAAUUCCGGACCGCUUGUCAGCAACAGCUUGGAAUAUCGGCCGAAAUUGUGGAAGAAUGCAAGCGGACUCCAGCCUUUCGCCGUUGGCUAAGUGGCCGAACGGAUGCGGCGUUUCACUGGCGCAACUUUUUUCUGUCAAACGGUGGACUGGCGCCCAAGCUCAAAAUUAUUGCCGGAGCCUUGUCCAUGCCCGACGGACAAGAAAUUCAGGUCGGCCGGCGAAAACGACCGCCACGACGAAGGUAA